AUGGGUGCAAAUGUAGAUCCAUUGGUCGUCGGUCGAGUCAUAGGUGACGUGGUCGACUUUUUCGUGCCGAGCGUGUCGAUGUCCGUUUACUACGCCUCGAAGCACGUCAACAAUGGCUGCAAUAUCAAGCCAUCUGUGGCAGCCGAGCAGCCUAGAGUCACCGUUGCCGGAAGUUCCGACGAGCUCUACACCUUGGUUGUUGAUCAAACACAGCUAACCAUUCCAGUUUAUAAANCAGAUCCUGAUGCUCCUAGUCCAAGUGAGCCAAGCUUGAGAGAGUGGGUUCACUGGAUUGUUACAGACAUUCCAGGCUGCUCCAAUGUAACUCGAGGCAAGGAGAUUUUGGCCUAUGUGGGCCCAAAGCCGACGGUUGGGAUUCACCGGUACAUAUUAGUUCUAUUCCGGCAACACACGAGGCUCGGAAUCGGAAUAUUGGAGGCCCCACAAAGCCGCUCGAAUUUCAACACACGAGCCUUUGCACAGCGCUUUAACCUAGGAAUGCCCGUUUGCACCGUUUAUUUCAACGCUCAUCGUGAACCCUUGGCCAACCGAAAGCACCACAAUUGA
Striga asiatica is the source of this 567-nucleotide messenger RNA. NCBI's taxonomy places the organism in Eukaryota, Viridiplantae, Streptophyta, Magnoliopsida, Lamiales, Orobanchaceae. The record is from the annotation of a GenBank genome assembly.